Coprinopsis cinerea okayama7#130 is the source of this 844-nucleotide messenger RNA. RefSeq lists its product as hypothetical. The coding region runs from base 65 to 559 and encodes 164 amino acids. The record is from RefSeq and is a predicted model, not a curated record. The transcript is spliced from 6 exons. Gene Ontology annotation, cellular component: Golgi apparatus. NCBI's taxonomy places the organism in Eukaryota, Fungi, Basidiomycota, Agaricomycetes, Agaricales, Psathyrellaceae.
GUUCUUUCUUCUCAACCACCACCAACGCCGACCUCAACCAACCAGGAUACCCUUUUAAUCAACCAUGGAAGCCGCAAUGCGAGUAGCUGAAGUCGUCAAGUCCUUCCGGGAAACCAGACUCUCCGGACUGCGACCCCCCAGCGAGUUCUUCGAUUGGACACGUAUCUCACGGCCAGCAGAUAUGAACCAAGCCACAUCUCGGAUAUCAUAUAACACUCGUUACUUCUCCGGAAACUACCUCCUUAUUGUCGCCCUUUUGGCUGUAUACGCCAUAUUGACAAACUGGCUCCUCAUCAUCUCCCUCCUCUUCCUUGUCGGAGGCUUUGCUGCUAUCAAUAAGUUCGCUCCCGAAGCGACCCAGUUCGGUGAACACACUAUCACCCAAAAACACCUCUACACCGGCCUUUUCGUUAUUGGCAUUCCCAUGUUCUGGCUUGCUAGCCCCGUCAGCACCAUGUUCUGGCUGGUCGGCGCGUCUGGAUUCCUCAUCUUGGGUCACGCGUCCUUCCUGGAACCUGGCGUAGAGAGCGACUAUGCCGCCAUCCAAGAAAACGUCUAAUUGCUGGCAAGAAGACGUUCUUACCUCCCUUCGACUUAUCCUACUUUGGGGUGCGCAUCCGGAGUCGCCGCAACAAUGGAGCGGGAUGUGGUCGCGUGGCUUACGCCCAUUCUCUAUGCAUAUGUACCGACAAUCGGCAUUCAAACCUUUCUCCGCAAGUCAAGGUAUACCUUAGCAUCGUAUUUCUUGUGUCUUGUGUAUUUAGACUAUUAGUAUUGGGACUCCUUCACUUCGUUCACUACUACAUCCCCCCUUUUUUUCCAAUAUAGACUCGAUCUCUUCAUC